Molecule: messenger RNA, 828 nt
Organism: Musca vetustissima
Lineage: Eukaryota; Metazoa; Arthropoda; Insecta; Diptera; Muscidae
Exons: 2
Coding region: 64-828 (254 amino acids)
Source: RefSeq, a predicted model, not a curated record
AACAUUAGUUUCCGUUAAGGGUUUAUUUUUUUUUAAUUUUUACAAAAUUGAUUCAAAACUAAAAUGCGUGGAUUUUUCAUCAUUGUCCUCUUCGCUGUUGCCAAUGCUGAAAAACUGGGAUACACUUACUCAGCGGGUGGAUCGACUCAUGGAUUUGGAAAUCGAUUUAAACACCGUGGGCGUAAUGCCACCCCAGCAACAACCUCAGCACCCACACCAACAGACAAUGGAGCUGCCACUGGAAAUUACAUUGGACCUGGUGGAUACGCCGCCGAUACAGUUGCCAGAGAACAAUAUCAAUCUGUAGAAUCACGGCCGGAAUUCAAUAAGGAAUUCUAUUCGUAUGCAGCUCCUGAGGAAGAGUUCAAUGACAUUGAUGGCAGCCAACGUUUGGCUGCAACAAUGCGAAAAAAUCUUCGUGUUGUCUUCAUAAAAACACCCGAAAAUCAUGCUUUGGAAAAUGCCGCUUUGCAAUUAGCUAAACACACAGCCGAAUCGAAAACCGCCAUUUAUGUUCUAAGCAAACAACCUGACAUCGCCGAAUUGGCUAAUAAGCUGAAAACGGUGCAGCAAAACAGUAACGAAAAACCAGAAGUACAUUUUGUCAAAUAUCGCACUCCCGAGGAUGCUGUGCGUGCCCAACAAAUAAUCCAACAGGAAUACGAUAGUUUGGGUGGUACUUCACGUUAUUCGAAUGAAGGGGUUGCUCCUGUUUUGGAUUUCGCUUCGAUUAAUGAAGGUUUGUUGUCGGACAAAGCAAGCGGUUUUGGUAAUCCUUCAUCGGUUACAGCAAAUGGUUAUUUGCCACCAAAAGUUAAUUUUAAAUAA